This is a messenger RNA of Octodon degus (degu), 2536 nucleotides long. RefSeq names its product plasminogen activator, tissue type (gene Plat). Gene Ontology annotation, molecular function: serine-type endopeptidase activity. The record is from RefSeq and is a predicted model, not a curated record. Lineage: Eukaryota; Metazoa; Chordata; Mammalia; Rodentia; Octodontidae. Gene Ontology annotation, cellular component: extracellular region. Gene Ontology annotation, biological process: plasminogen activation; smooth muscle cell migration. The coding region runs from base 151 to 1830 and encodes 559 amino acids. The transcript has 14 exons.
CCACCGGCCGCCACCCACCCUCCCACCGGGGACCUUAAGAGCGGCUAGAGCAGAGCAGAGCAGAGCAGAGGGAGCUUGGAGCUGGGACACCACCGCGCUGAGCAGAGCCAGAAGAAGAACUGAAGGGAAGCUGAGGACACCCUGAGGAGGAUGAGGCAAGCACUCUUGUGUGUGCUGAUGCUUUGCGGGGCUGUCUCCGCCCUGCCCGGCCAGAAAACCCACAUCCGGUUCAGAAGAGGUGCUAGGUCCUACAGAGGGACCUGCAGGGAUGAGAAGACGCAGACGACUUACCAGCAGAAUGAGUCAUGGCUGCGCCCCCAACUCAGAGCCAACCGCGUGGAAUUCUGCUGGUGUAAAGGAGGCAGACCACAGUGCCACUCGGUGCCUGUCAAGAGCUGCAGCGAACCCAGGUGUUUCAAUGGAGGGACUUGCCGACAGGCCCUUUAUUUCUCAGACUUCGUCUGCCAGUGCCCUGAAGGGUUUAUGGGGAAACGCUGUGAAAUAGAUUCCAGAGUCACCUGCUACAAGGACCAGGGAAUCUCCUACAGGGGCACGUGGAGCACAGCACAGAGUGGGGCUGAGUGUGUCAACUGGAACAGCAGCGUGCUGACUCUGAAGCUCUACAAUGCUCGGAGGCCAGAUGCCAUCUGGUUGGGCCUUGGGAACCACAACUACUGCAGAAACCCAGACGAAGACUCGAAGCCCUGGUGUUAUGUCUUCAAGGCAGGAAAGUAUACUCCGGAGUUCUGCAGCACGCCAGCCUGCUCUAAGGGAAAGAAUGAGAACUGCUACGUUGGGAAUGGGUCAACAUACCGUGGCACCCACAGCCUUACCACAUCCGGGGCCUCCUGCCUCCCGUGGGACUCUGUGAUCCUGAGAGGAAGGGGCUACAUGGCAUGGAAGUUCCACUUCCAGGCUCUGGGCGUGGGCAAACAUAAUUAUUGCCGGAACCCAGAUGGGGAUGCCAAGCCCUGGUGCCAUGUGCUGAAGGACCGCAAACCGACCCGGGAAUACUGUGAUCUGUCCCAGUGCUCCACCUGUGGCCUGCGCCAGUACCAGCGGCCGCAGUUCCGCAUCAAGGGAGGGCUCUACGCAGACAUCACCUCGCACCCAUGGCAGGCCGCCAUCUUCACCAGGAGCAAGAGGUCACAGGAAGACCAGUUUCGGUGUGGGGGCGUACUCAUCAGCUCCUGCUGGGUCCUGUCUGCUGCGCACUGCUUCCUGGACAGGUCUUUUCAGAAACUUUGGGUGGUCUUGGGCAGGACAUACCGGGUGGUCCCUGGAGAAGAGGAGCAGAAAUUUGAAGUUGAAAAAUAUAUCGUCCACAAGGACUUUGAUGAGGACACUUACGACAAUGACAUUGCCUUGGUGCGCCUGAAGUCGGAUUCACGGCACUGUGCCCAGGAGAGCAGCGCUGUGCGCACUGUCUGUCUCCCCGACGCCGACCUGCAGCUGCCCGACUGGACCGAGUGCGAGCUGUCCGGCUACGGCAGGCAUGAGGCAUCUUCUCCUUUCUAUUCUGAGCGCUUGAAGGAGGCUCACGUCAGACUGUACCCUCCCAGCCGCUGCACAUCAAAACAUCUGUCCAACAAAAUUGUUACUGACAAUAUGCUCUGUGCCGGAGACACGCGGAGUGGAGGAGAACAACCAAACCUGCAUGAUGCUUGCCAGGGUGACUCAGGAGGCCCCUUGGUGUGCAUGAAGGAUCAGCGCAUGACUCUGGUUGGCAUUAUCAGCUGGGGCAUUGGCUGUGGGCAGAAGGAUGUUCCUGGUGUGUACACCAAGGUCGCUAAUUACCUCUCAUGGAUUGAAGACAAUAUGCGACCAUGACCAAGAACACCCAGUUCCUGCACUCAGAGGAGAACCUGCUUUCCUCCUUUUCCAAAGACACUGCAACACCAACUGUUUCUCUGUGCCAGUUUCUCAUAAUCCACCAACUGUGGCAAGGAGGAGAAUCAGCAGAAGAGAAUGAAGUGUAACUUUUUGGGGGUAAGGUUUUAGGGACUGAAGUCUGACUUGAGAAUGUAUUAUGUCAGGUGAGAAGACAGGUCAAUAAAUGCUACCCUCUCUUGAGAUCCAGCAGGCAGAAAAGCCUGGCCUCAUCAUGGGUCAGGAGCACUGGAGCACUGGGACCUCAGAGGAAAGCGGGCCUCAAUAGUAAGAAGCGACCAGGUCCUGCAGGACAGGAGGACUGCCUUAGAACUAGAAUGUGUAUUUAUAGUUACAGGAGAGCUGACGAGGUCUGAGUGAGGGACGGGCUGGCUGGCCAGGUCACGCUCUCCAAGACCACCCUCAGAACUCAGUAUUAUCUUGCCCCUUCCCAUUCACUUUGUGCUCUGAAGAAGUAUUCCUUAUGUGUACAGUAGAAGUCUUUCUUUAUAGACUUUAUAGAAUGGGAGAAUUAUUUCAUCUUAAUAAUUGAUGAGCUAGGCUCCAGCAUAUUUAUAUCAAUCCAUUUUAAUUUUUACUUUCUAUUGUCACAACUUUGUAUUAUAUUAUCCUUAAUAAAUUCAGAUAUAUUUUUCACAGUGUUCUC